AUGCUCUCCUUCGUGAUCGCGCUUCUGUUUUUCUCGUUUUCCAACGCAGCCAUGGAUCCAGAUUCAGUUUACCAGUCGUUUCUCCAAUGUCUACCUUCACAGUCACCGGAUUCCGCCGAGGAUCUCUCCGAACUCAUCUACAGCCCCACCGCGAAUUCAUCUUCCUACACCGCCGUCCUCCAAGCUUACAUCAAAAACCAACGUUUCAACAACACCUCAACACCCAAACCCUCCGUUAUCAUAACUCCGACCACCGAAUCCCAAGUACAAGCCGCCGUUCUUUGCGCUAAGAAACUCGGUGUCCAGAUCAAGAUUCGCAGCGGUGGUCAUGACUACGAAGGAAUCUCCUACACUUCAUCCGACCCUGAUUUCAUCAUACUCGAUAUGUUCAAUUUCCGGCAGAUCGAAGUUAAUAUCGCCGAUGAAACUGCGGUUGUGGGAGCGGGAGCACUGUUGGGAGAGCUUUAUUAUAGGAUUUACGAAAAGAGUAAAGUCCAUGGCUUCCCAGCCGGAGUUUGUCCGACUGUCGGUGCCGGUGGACAUAUAAGCGGUGCUGGUUACGGCACCCUGCUUCGUAAAUACGGAUUGACCGUGGAUCACGUGAUUGAUGCCCGGAUUGUGGAUGCUAAAGGCCAGGUUUUAGAUCGGAAAUCCAUGGGAGAAGAUCUUUUCUGGGCGAUAUGUGGCGGAGGCGGCGGUAGUUUUGGUGUUAUAUUAUCCUACACCGUGAAAUUAGUUCCGGUGCCGGAGGUUAAUACAGUUUUCCGGCUUAAAAGAACGGUGGCAGAAAAAGCUCCAGAACUUGUUCAUAAAUGGCAGAUGGUUAUGCCAAACAUCGAUCAUGAUUUAUACAUCAGAAUCCUGUUACAACCGGUAACUGUGAACAAAGAGAAAACCGGUCGGGCUACAUUUAUAGCACAUUUCUUGGGUGAUUCCGAUAGAUUAGUGGCGUUGAUGAACGAAAACUUCCCGGAAUUAGGUUUGAGAAAAGAAGAUUGUUUUGAAGUAAGUUAUAUUCAAUCCAUACUUUUCUGGGACAACUUAGAUUACAACACGACGGCGCCGGAGAUCCUCCUCGAUCGCCACUCCGACACUGUAAAGUUCGGAAAAAGGAAGUCCGAUUACGUACAAACCCCAAUCCCGGAAUCUGGAAUGAAGUUAAUAUUUAACAAACUAGCUGAACUGGGUAAAAUCAGCUUGGUGUUCAACUCCUACGGCGGGAUAAUGAACGAGAUUCCGGCGGACUCAACUCCAUUCCCCCACCGCGCCGGGAACAUUUUCAAAAUCCAGUAUUCCGUCAACUGGAAUGAUGCUGAUCCCGAAUUGGAGACAAAGUACUUGAAUCAAAGCUUGGUUUUGCAUGAUUUCAUGACGCCUUAUGUGUCAAAGAAUCCGAGAGGGGCGUACUUGAAUUACAGGGAUCUUGACAUCGGCGUGAUGACCGGAGACAGUUACUGUGAAGGCGAGGUGUACGGCUUGAUGUACUUCAUGGGGAAUUUUGAAAGAUUGGUGAAGGUUAAGACGGCGGUUGAUCCGGAUAACUUCUUCAGAAACGAACAGAGUAUCCCAACUCUCGCCGGAAAGAACUCAGGCGAAUCCAAGAAGACGAUGAAGUGA
Molecule: messenger RNA, 1617 nt
Organism: Lactuca virosa
Lineage: Eukaryota; Viridiplantae; Streptophyta; Magnoliopsida; Asterales; Asteraceae
Source: the annotation of a GenBank genome assembly